Messenger RNA from Danaus plexippus (monarch butterfly), 624 nucleotides. It is a transcript of the gene BmILP, whose product is annotated as bombyxin B-6. Gene Ontology annotation, cellular component: extracellular region. Lineage: Eukaryota; Metazoa; Arthropoda; Insecta; Lepidoptera; Nymphalidae. Bases 299 to 598 code for a protein of 99 amino acids. The record is from RefSeq and is a predicted model, not a curated record. Gene Ontology annotation, molecular function: hormone activity. The transcript has 3 exons.
UGUGCUUUAAAGCAUAUGAGGGCUUGCUCUAUUUUCAAAAUAUAUGUGGAAAGAUAUAUAGUAAUUAACAAGUGAGGUACAUCGACCCCUUGGCUGGGGUAUAAAAGCGACUGCAUGCCUCCAAUACAAUCUAUAUAUGGAACACAAGGGUCGGUUCUACUUUCUGUUGAAGCUGAUCGUUUAACAAUCAGAUAGGUGAAAGAUUGAUUGGAGUGCAUUUAGUUAACGGAACGUAAAAGUUAUAUUUCAUUGAAGAAUAAUCUGUAUCUUUAUAUUUUCAAUUCAUAAAACGUGAAAAAUGAAGUUGCUCGUGUUUAUGACAGCCAUCGUGUUAUCUGCGGCCACUAGCCGUACAGAUGACGGGCCACGCGUCUUCUGUGGCAGGGCCCUGGCGGAGGCAAGGGUGCUUUACUGCUUUGGAAGCAAAAUAACCGAUCACGUGAAGAGAGUUGAAAAACAUGAUCUGCAAACAUCACAGUUCUACUUCUGGCCGUGGAUGGCUGUUCGCUUCUACUCUCUAAGGAAACGCAUUCCUGGUCUCGUGGAUGAAUGCUGCCUGAAGCCGUGUUACGUCAGCCAGCUGCUUAGCUACUGUUGAGACGGAAUAAACGUAUUGUAGAAUUA